This is a messenger RNA of Hirsutella rhossiliensis, 873 nucleotides long. RefSeq names its product inorganic pyrophosphatase domain-containing protein. The record is from RefSeq and is a predicted model, not a curated record. Gene Ontology annotation, cellular component: cytoplasm; nucleus. The transcript has 5 exons. The coding region runs from base 1 to 873 and encodes 290 amino acids. Gene Ontology annotation, molecular function: inorganic diphosphate phosphatase activity; magnesium ion binding. Gene Ontology annotation, biological process: phosphate-containing compound metabolic process. NCBI's taxonomy places the organism in Eukaryota, Fungi, Ascomycota, Sordariomycetes, Hypocreales, Ophiocordycipitaceae.
AUGACCUCGCCGUACUCGCUCCGCAAGGUGGGCGCGCCCAACUCGCUCGAGCAUCGCGUCUACAUCGAAAAGGACGGCCAGCCCGUCUCGUCGUUCCAUGACAUCCCUCUCUAUGCCAACCAGGAGCAGACCAUCCUCAACAUGAUUGUCGAGAUUCCCCGAUGGACCAAUGCGAAGCUUGAGAUCUCCAAGGAGGAGCUUCUCAACCCUAUCAAGCAGGACACCAAGAAGGGCAAGCUUCGUUUCGUCCGCAACUGCUUCCCCCACAAGGGCUAUCUGUGGAACUAUGGCGCUUUCCCUCAGACCUGGGAGGACCCCAACGUCGUCCACCCCGAGACCAAGGCCAAGGGCGACAAUGACCCUCUCGAUGUCUGCGAGAUUGGAGAGCUGGUCGGCUACACCGGUCAGGUCAAGCAAGUCAAAGUCCUGGGCGUCAUGGCCCUCCUCGACGAGGAGGAGACGGACUGGAAGGUCAUUGUCAUCGACAUCAACGACCCCCUUGCCCCCAAGCUCAACGACAUUGAGGAUGUCGAGCGCCACCUGCCCGGCCUGCUUCGGGCCACCAAUGAGUGGUUCCGGAUUUACAAGAUCCCCGAUGGCAAGCCCGAGAACCAGUUUGCGUUCACCGGCGAGUGCAAGAACAAGAGCUACGCCAUGGACGUUGUCCGCGAGUGCGCCGAGGCUUGGGAGCGUCUCAUCACCGGCAAGACUCAGCCCGGCGGAGUCUCCAUCGCCAACAUGACUGUGGCCCACUCCCCGAACCUGCAGGACCGGUCCAAGCUGCCUCCUCUGCCUCCCCAUGAGGAUCUCCCGCCGGAGAAGAUUGACAGCUCCAUCGACAAGUGGUUCUUCAUUAGCGGUGCUUCGACUUAG